GGGGGUUGCUGGGGUUGUGCCUUGUCCUGGUGUGGCCCUGCCUUCCACCCUGGCCUAUGAGAGGAAAGGCAACAUGGGGGGAGAGCGGGGCCACGGCAUGGGGAGGAGGCUGGGGACGUGCCCGGCUGGCCCCGCACAAAGCGGCUUUGUCGUGGCAGGGGGGGAUGGCACCGGGCACAGCGCUGGCACCGGGGCCCUGGUGCAGCACCAAGGCAGAGCCUCCAGAGCCCAUCCUGCCCUCCCCUCUGGCAGCAUCGGGGCACCCGGCGCCACGGGGUCGGGUCCGAGGGCGGUUUGGUGCUGCCUCUUUGCUUAUGGGUGGUGCCCACGAGGAAGAAUGUGCACCUUCUUCUUUGCCACUGACUGACUGCCUGCCUGCCCUCAGCUUUGUGGCUCAGACUGGAUUAUUGGGAUGUUUCUGCUUCCCUGCACUCAGGAAUAACAAUUUCUGGCCACUAUUUUUUUCAGGCAAUGGCCGGGUCCGAGGUGACCUUCAGAUCCCGGGAGAGCCGGGAUCACCCAGCCCUGCCUUGCAACUUGAUCCUUCCCCCUCAGCUGCUGGCACUGAGCUGAGCUGGGCGCUGCAGUCGCUCUCUGGGGGUAGAAGCAGCAACAGGGACGAUGAUGUUGCUCCGGGGACUUCCCUGUCCUGGGAAACACCGUUUUUGCAACCUUCCUUGCUCCCUGCCCUGUUACCUGGGUGUGUCUGUGUUUGUGGAGCAGCCGCAGCGCUCAGGAAUGGCCACCAGAAACAACGGGAAAAAGCAGUCCAUAAUCCAAACCUCCACGCUCUGGCUGAGCGAGAGGCUCCAGCUCUCGGCCUUUCCCUGCCAGCCAGCCCCCAACGUGCCGUAGAGAGUCUGAGCUGGAUGGGGUUUAAUGCUGUUUUUCAGCUGCAGCUCCGGGGAAUCACGGGUGAAGUGAUUUGGCGAGAACAGGGGCACCCGACAGCUGAGCUCCCUUGGUGCCAGGAGGCCCUUUGGACCUGCUUUGCCACAGGCUGAAAAGAAGUUGAUCUGGGUGGCUGGCGGUGACUGAAGCUGUUUAUUUUGGAAACAGAAAUGAAGAGUUUGAGAGGAAGAUAACUGUACCCGUGUGGCUAAUGCUGCUGAGGACCCCAUGCAGUGGCCUCCUGCAAACUGAGGACCCACCAAAACCAUCCAAGAUUGUGCUUUGGGAAGAGAGAAAGGCUCUGCAGUGCUGGUGGGAACGGGGAAGGGGAGCAGAGGGCUGCACUCUCAAAUUUCAGCAGGGAAGGAGCCACCACAAACAACCUGUGGAUGUGUUUAA
Chiroxiphia lanceolata (lance-tailed manakin) is the source of this 1290-nucleotide messenger RNA. RefSeq lists its product as uncharacterized. Lineage: Eukaryota; Metazoa; Chordata; Aves; Passeriformes; Pipridae. The coding region runs from base 57 to 1004 and encodes 315 amino acids. The record is from RefSeq and is a predicted model, not a curated record. The transcript has 2 exons.